CCCUGUUAAUAACCAAAGUGAAAAUCAGCAAACCAGAAGAUGUCAAAACUUUACUAAACAGGAGCAGAAGCCAGCCAGAUACAAAUGCAGGAGCCAUUCAUACUUGAAACAUUCCUUUCAGAUACCAUCUGCUCUGCAUGCUUCUAAAAACACCCCGACAACCUCAAAGGAAAUUAUACAGUUUUAAUUUUCAUUAUCUGAAGAUAGUUCUUUCAUUAAAAUUAUCCCAACAAGUUGCUAGCAUGCUGUGUCUACAGCUUUGCUAUUAUGUCUGCCUAUGAAAAACAUAUAUCUUGGCAAUGCAGCUGGCUACGUGGGUAUAUGAAUAAAUGCAGAUCUUUUCAUAUUUUGUACUUUAGCAGAAAGUAUAACCCCCCUGGCCACUUUCCAAAAUCAAAGUGCUUUACAGCUGUGCUCAUCCUUAUACUUCUGUUAUUCUCUGAUGUCAUAGAAUUCUGAAGGGCGAGCAUUCCACCCUCAUAGCCAAUGAAAUUGCAGUAUGCAAAUGAAAAUGGCUGAAACCUAGCAGUUGGCUGAUGUCAUAGCGAUGUCACAAUUUCUCCCUGACAGUGGACUGUUUGAACCAUUUUGAAAUCAGUCGUUGGAUGUUGAAACAGCUUUCCCCCCGCCCCCAACCUGUUUGUCAGUGCCCCAGAUAUCGGUGUUAAAACCCUGAGCAACGGUGGUGCACACAAAGACAUGUAGCGCCUCAUGUUAUUUCAGGCCUGCCUUCUUUUGGAAAAUGUACUAAUAACCUUUCAACUGUGAGACUGACCAGGUGCCAGGACGUAAUUGGGAUAUUGUUCAGAUAUUUGCCAGGAACAGAGGAAGCAGAUAUUUAUGCUUAAGACCGUUGGAAGAAGAUGGUGAAUUAUUACGAGGUUCUGGGAGUGCAAAAAACCGCGUCUGCGGAUAACAUUAAGAAAGCCUACCGGCAGUUGGCCUUAAAAGUGCACCCAGAUAAAAACCCAGGGAACAGGGAAGCAGCAGAAAAGAAAUUCAUAGAGCUCUCUAAAGCGUACGAGGUCUUGUCUGACACUAAAAAGAGGGAUGCCUAUGACCGAUCCCGCAAAGGAGAUGGACGUGAGAGAGGGUGGCAUGAAAGAGGCAGAGGUACAUGCAGACAUGGUGGGUCUGGAGACAAGGAGAGAGACAAAGGGCAUCUCGACGCCGAACCGAGUUUCCACAGAUCCCCCCUGGAUGUGCGCAAGGGGGUGGACACCUUUUCCCUGAAUAUCCUUGACGACCUGCUUGACGACAUUUCCAGUGACCAGCGAGGCCACCACGGAAGAAGAAGAACCAGAAGCGACAGCAGCUUUUCCGUCUCUAUCAGUGGGGUGUCCCCCAUUGCAGGAACCGGUUUCACUUCCUUUGGCUCCGAGAUCACCGGCAGCUGUUCCUGCACCGCUCUCCACAGUGGCAGGAAAGGAAGGUUCAAGUCCAUUAUUACCACCAGCAAAGUUGUGGAUGGCAAAAAGGUUGUAACCAAGAGAAUUGUGGUGGACGGCAAGGAACGCGUUGAAGUUGAGGAGCAGCCCAUCUGUUACUGAAGGGCUCCCGGCUGUAAAUUGGAAAUUGAUGGGAAAUCUUUACUGUUGAUGACGAGGAAUGAUGUGCUGACUGGACUUUCAUUAAAACUGGGACCUGCACUGAAGAUCUAUGAAUAUCACGUAAAGCCU
Molecule: messenger RNA, 1679 nt
Organism: Podarcis raffonei (Aeolian wall lizard)
Lineage: Eukaryota; Metazoa; Chordata; Lepidosauria; Squamata; Lacertidae
Gene: SAMD13
Product: sterile alpha motif domain containing 13
Exons: 2
Coding region: 864-1550 (228 amino acids)
Biological process (GO): protein refolding; positive regulation of proteasomal ubiquitin-dependent protein catabolic process
Cellular component (GO): endoplasmic reticulum membrane; cytosol
Molecular function (GO): Hsp70 protein binding; ATPase activator activity
Source: RefSeq, a predicted model, not a curated record